This is a messenger RNA of Chironomus riparius, 1087 nucleotides long. Lineage: Eukaryota; Metazoa; Arthropoda; Insecta; Diptera; Chironomidae. The record is from the annotation of a GenBank genome assembly.
UUUUGCCAAUGUAAUGUCGGAGGAACUUGUUUAUCCAGCUGAUUGGUGCUAUGCAGCUUCCGCAUUUGCGGUUCUGUUCUGCAUUUUUGGUGUUUUGGGAAAUUUAUUGACAAUUAUCGCGCUGCUAAAAUGCGAAAGACUCAGAAAGCAUGCAACAACGUCCUUCCUACUCUCACUUACCUUCUCGGACUUCUUAUUCUGCGCAAUAAUGAUGCCUAUGCAAGCAGUACGUUAUUACUAUCAAGCAUGGACAUUCGGUGACUUUCUGUGUCAAAUAUUUCCAUUUGUGUUCUACAGCAACGUUUGCAUUUCAAUGUUAUCAAUGAUUCUCAUGACUAUCAAUCGCUACAUCCUCAUCACGUUUCAACAUUUAUAUCCGAAAAUUUACACAACAAAAUUGAUUAUCGUUCAAUUGUUUUGUGCUUGGUUUAUUGCCUUUUUAAUUAUGUUCUUUCCGCUGUCGGGCUUGUGGGGCGAGCUUGGUCACGAGCCAAAAACAUUCUCAUGUACAAUACUCAAAAAGGAUGGAAAAUCACCAAAAACAUUCAUCUUCCUUGUUGGAUUUUUAUUGCCGUGUUUCAUCAUAAUUCUGUCAUAUUCAUGUAUAUUUAAUACGGUCCGUAAGCAGCAUGCAAAAUUAAAUAAAUUUGACACGACGAGUCCGAAUAAAAGUAAAUUAAAAUUCUUCCGUAAUAAAAAUGAUUUGCGAUUGACAAUCAUGAUGCUGGUCAUUUUCUUGUGCUUCAUAAUGUGCUUCCUUCCAUUAAUGUUAGUGAAUGUAUUCGAUGAGAAAGAUAUGAAAUAUCCAGCAUUUCAUGUGAUGGCAUCUGUUUCUGCGUGGUCGUCUGCUGUCAUAAAUCCAAUUAUAUAUGCUGUUGGAUCGUCGCAGUAUCGAAAUGCAUACAAAAAUCUCUUUGUGAGAAUUAAAACGUGGAAAAGUUCAAAUAGUUCAGGAAAUAAUAAUAAUAAGAAUCUACACAUUUCUCGAUCACAUACGGCUGAUCCGAGCUCAAUCAUACAUAAUGUCAACAUUAAAAUCCCUGGUGAGGGAAUUAAGCCAAGUUCGAGCUGCUUGGAAGUAACAUAA